UUCUUCACUAGCUUCAUCCCUUUCUCUUUUCUUGCAUGCUCAUCUAGCUGCAACCAGAAGCAGCCACCAGCCGACCGGUGCAACCGUGACCCGUGCUAAAACUGGGUGCUGAGCUAGGAGAGCUAUAGCCAUGGACUCAAGCCAAACCCUCCCUCAGGGCCUAACCAGAGAAGAAUACGUGGAGCUGAAGCCUCUCAUUGACACAUACCAUAAAUUCGAGCCAACACCAAACAUAUGCACAUCCCUAGUAACGCAGCGUAUCGACGCCCCAGCUCAAGCCGUGUGGCCUUUCAUCCGGAGCUUCGACAACCCCCAAAAAUACAAGCACUUCAUCAAGAGUUGUAACAUGAGCGGUGAUGGCAGCGUCGGAAGCAUUAGAGAAGUCACCGUCGUUUCGGGUAUUCCAGCUUCGACUAGUACCGAGAGACUAGAGAUUUUGGAUGACGAAAAGCAUAUUCUAAGCUUUAGGGUUGUUGGAGGUGAGCAUAGGCUGAGAAACUACAAAUCAGUCACUUCGGUCAAUGAGUUUCACAAGGGAGGCAAAGUUUACACCAUUGUUUUGGAGUCCUAUAUUGUGGAUAUACCAGAUGGGAACACUGGGGAAGAUACAAAAAUGUUUGUGGAUACAGUUGUGAAGUUGAAUCUGCAGAAGCUUGGGGUUGUGGCAAUGGCUUCCCUUCAUGGACAUGAUUGAUAAGAUGAACAAGAUUAUUGAAGUUGGUGGAUAUGGGUAAGAUUCUCUUUGGAACUGUUCUUAGUCUGGAUUUUGGAAGUUGGAUUUUUCUUCCCUUUUUUCUAUUUAUUAAUGGGGUUUGACAGUUUGGGA
Theobroma umbraticum is the source of this 826-nucleotide messenger RNA. It is a transcript of the gene PYL2, whose product is annotated as PYR1-like 2. Gene Ontology annotation, cellular component: nucleus; cytoplasm. Lineage: Eukaryota; Viridiplantae; Streptophyta; Magnoliopsida; Malvales; Malvaceae. Gene Ontology annotation, molecular function: signaling receptor activity; abscisic acid binding; protein phosphatase inhibitor activity. Gene Ontology annotation, biological process: abscisic acid-activated signaling pathway. The record is from RefSeq and is a predicted model, not a curated record.